Molecule: messenger RNA, 1421 nt
Organism: Fomitopsis serialis
Lineage: Eukaryota; Fungi; Basidiomycota; Agaricomycetes; Polyporales; Fomitopsidaceae
Exons: 7
Coding region: 218-1285 (355 amino acids)
Source: RefSeq, a predicted model, not a curated record
CGCUCCGACCUCCAUUUCAGCAGUAGCUCGCCGAAGUCACAGGGGGGUUCGUAGAUGCCCGGGAGUAUACAGUAGAACGUUCCUUCUGUACCUCGUAAACGACUUCUCUGUCACGGGCUGACCGGUCGUCGAAAGUUCUCGUCUGGAUUCGCUCGAAAUGGAAAUGGCGGUUUGUGGCGCUUCCUUGCCCCAGACUUAGGGUUCAGUCUUCCUCUCAAUGAUCUGCGCAUGGUCGCCGUCUCCUUCCUCCCUCGGUCCCUGUCAUCCUCCGUCGUGUCACAGCUCGAUUGGGACAUGCCGCCGUCCGCUCUCCAUGUGCCCGCUGCCAGGGUCGAGCAAGCGCGCCGCCCAACUGCACCGACCCCCGUUGCCUGCCACCUCCGUUUCUCAGCCGUUCGCAACCGCCGUGGCGAAGCGUGCCCCAAUGAGCACUCCUGCCCCCCCAAUACCACAUCGGCCUCAUCCCCAGACUACCGCACGUACUGUGCGGUUUGCGGAACCGCCUCACGUUCGCAACCCGCCCAAGCUUUCCAUCAGCCAACUGUUAGGUGCUGGUGGUAUCAUACUCCCCGGCGAGGUCGCCCUGCGCUGGUCGUACCUCGGGCGGGCGAUUCCAGAGUUCGGUCUCCUCUGCCGUGUUAGGGCUUGGGACGUCGACUCGGACGGCCUUCUAGGCACGGUCGAGGAUAUGGCGAAUCGCUCGAUCGACGUUCUCGACGUGGGCGAGAGGGCGCCUGUCGACCAUUAUCGUCGUGUUCGCGUUGGAGACGUGCUCUCCAUCAGGGGUAGGCUGAAACGCGCCGCAGACGGCUCCGCUACGUACAUUCAUCCUUUGGCUCUCAUUGUUUUCCUCCCUGUCUCCGCGCCUCUCUCACAACACCUCGAUGUUCUGCGGUCGCACCGGGCCGAUACGAAGAGUGAGUAUGAGGCUCACAAACUAACGACAUUCAAGCUUCGUAACGCUCUCAUUUUCGACUGGCUCGUCCACUCCCGACGCGAAUCCGAAGACGGCCGCGGCAUGUUCGAUCGAGUACCGGUCAACUACUUCCAGAUUGUCGCCCCCUUGGACGCAUGUAUGCGCCUCAUUAUGGCGUGGCGGGAGCGCAACUUUCCAUCUCAACGAGCUGCAAGCAUCCAACGCGUUCUGCGCGACAUCGCCGUCCCCCUUCUCAACACCCGGCUUCCAAACCUCGUUGAGGUUGUCAACGAAUCAUUCGACACGCUGGUUGCUCAGGGGAAAGUUCUGGAGGCCGUGUUACCUCACGGAGUAGCGUACUAUUAUUGAGCAUCGUCUUCUCGUUGGUAUUCCGUCGUUCGUAUCGUCUCUUCGCUCCAAAGUAGAUAUCUGUCUCUGUACGCCGGCUUUGGCUCCGGGCCCCGCGGCUUGGUUCUCGGCGUGUGGAGGCCGUCUGCCGCACCAU